Molecule: messenger RNA, 445 nt
Organism: Candidula unifasciata
Lineage: Eukaryota; Metazoa; Mollusca; Gastropoda; Stylommatophora; Geomitridae
Source: the annotation of a GenBank genome assembly
GUACCGACUUAUGAGAGCGUGCUGGAGGGAAGACCCGCGACAACGACCCAGUUUCCAGCAGCUGGUACACACCCUUGACAUUCUCAUCCAGAAAAUAAACGGCCGGAAUUACCUUGAACUUCACGCCCAUGGGCUGAAAUCUUCACACCCGCUUCCUGUGACCAGAGAGGACAUGGACGACCAGAAAACAUCUUUGGAGUUUGUGUACAGAAACAAGGGCAACUACCAGUCCCGCCACACAUGGUGUGAACCGCCCUACCAUAACAUGACCAUUACCAGCAACUUGCUCAACAGAUACGACCACGUUCUCUACAACGACAUCUCCCCGAUGACCCCUGCACUCACCGACAACUGCGAGGACGCCAUCAGUAACGGCAGCACAGCCACUUCCGGCUUCCAGAGUAUGUCGUCUGCCCAGACUUCUUCGUCUGCACAGACUUCCUAG